CCAAUGGGGCGCGCAGGGCCGGGGACUGGAGGUUCUUGCUCGCCAACUCGCAGUCCCGCCGGCUAAUGUGCGACCAGUCGAAAAAGAAUUGCCCCAAGGAGAAGAAGGAGGUGCCGAAAGGGGAUGGCAGCAACAAGUCUGAACCCAAGCAAGAAUCCAAUUCAGGUUCUCAGUCGAAUGCCCAGGACAAAUUUGUGAAGCUAUUCCAGGAAGUCAUUGGCCCUCUACUCCUUAUUGGCAUGAUGCUAUCAACCUUAUCUUUCGGUUCAUCGGAGCAUGAGAUAAGCUUCCAAGAAUUUAAGAACAAGUUGUUGGAACCUGGGUUAGUUGACCGCAUUGUUGUAAUAAACAAGUCAGUUGCAAAAGUUUAUGUCAGGAGUUCAUCCUUAACCAUGCAAAGCCAGGAUAGCGAUACAAGUAUUACUACCAGUCAUCUUCCAGGCAAAGAGUCUCGUAGCAGAUACAAGUAUUACUUUAACAUUGGAAGUGUUGAUUCUUUAGAAGAGAAGUUAGAAGAGGCCCAGAAAGCAUUAGGGAUAGAUCGACAUGAUUAUAUUCCAGUAAGUUAUGCUGAUGAAGCAAGUUGGUUCCAGGGAUGCCUGAAGUUUGCCCCGGCAGUUAUCAUUCUUGGAUUGUUGUAUGUGGUGGGAAGGAAGACUAAGAUUAGUAUUAGUGCUGGUCCUGGGAAUGAAGGCCGUAGUAUUUUCAAUAUUGGAAAAGUUGAACUGACAAAGAUGGAUAAAAAUUCCAAAAACAAGGUUUUCUUUAAGGAUGUAGCUGGCUGUGAUGAAGCCAAACAAGAAAUUAUGGAAUUUGUUCAUUUCCUGAAAAAUCCGAAGAAGUAUGAAGAAUUGGGAGCUAAAAUACCGAAGGGUGCUCUUCUUUGUGGGCCCCCUGGCACAGGAAAGACACUCCUUGCUAAAGCUACUGCUGGGGAGUCUGGCGUACCCUUCUUGUCAAUUUCUGGUUCAGACUUCCUGGAAAUGUUUGUUGGUGUUGGACCAUCCAGGGUGAGAAACUUAUUUCAACAAGCUAGGGAAUGUGCACCUAGUAUUGUAUUUAUUGAUGAAAUUGAUGCAAUUGGUCGUGCGAGAGGCCAGGGGGGGUUUGCCGGUGGACAUAGUGAGAGUGAAAGUACAUUGAACCAAUUGCUUGUAGAGAUGGAUGGGUUUGGAACAACAGAGGGAGUAGUCGUACUUGCUGGCACGAACAGACCUGACAUCCUGGAUAAGGCUUUGCUAAGACCUGGAAGAUUUGAUCGUCAGAUAAGUCUUGAUAAGCCGGACAUAAAUGGUCGUGAACAAAUAUUUCGCAUCUACCUUGCAAAGCUUAAACUGGAUAAUGAGCCAUCAUUUUAUUCCCAAAGAUUAGCUGCUUUGACACCUGGAUUUGCUGGAGCAGAUAUUGCCAAUGUUUGUAACGAGGCUGCUUUGAUUACCGCACGAGGUGAUGAGAAGCUGACUACAAUGCUGCAUUUUGAAUCUGCAAUUGAUAGGGUAAUUGGGGGCUUGGAGAAGAAAAAUAAGGUCAUAAGCAAACUGGAGCGUCGAACUGUUGCUUACCAUGAAUCUGGCCAUGCUGUUGCUGGAUGGUUUUUGGAGCAUGCAGAGCCACUGCUUAAAGUUACAAUUGUACCGCGUGGAACGGCUGCUUUAGGCUUUGCUCAGUACGUGCCAAGUGAAAAUCUAUUGAUGACAAAAGAACAGCUGUUUGACAUGACAUGCAUGACCCUAGGUGGCAGAGCCGCCGAGGAGGUUUUGAUUGGGAAGAUCUCGACUGGUGCUCAGAAUGAUCUGGAGAAAGUUACUAGAAUGACUUACGCGCAGGUUGCAGUAUAUGGCUUCAGUGAAAAGGUUGGGCUUCUUUCUUUCCCUCAAAGGGAUGAUGGGUUUCAAAAGCCAUUUAGCGGCGAGACAGCAUCUAUCAUUGACACUGAGGUGAGGGAAUGGGUUGCCAAGGCCUACAAGAACACAGUUGAGCUGAUAAAGAAGCACAAAGACAAAGUUGCCCAAAUUGCAGAGCUGUUGCUUGAGAAGGAGGUCCUCCACCAGGAGGAUCUAGUCCGGGUUCUGGGGGAACGCCCAUUUAAGACAGUUGAGCCAACAAAUUAUGAUCGCUUCAAACAAGGUUUCAUUGAUUCAGAUAACAUCAAGAGUGCUGAAGUCGACCCAUCAUCACCCGCUGGCGAGGCUGUUCCAACAUAACUUGGGCAAGACCAUAGCUGCGUUGCACAUACAGAUUCAGCUCUUUCCUUGGCAUGGCAAGCUGCUCUUUCCUUGGCAUGGCAUGAAUUGUCUUGGUCAAGGUCGUAGCACCUCUUUUUAUGCUAACUGAAACAUCACCGACUCUCCUUAGGUGACCCUGUUGUCAUGAUCCUUUUGCUACCUCUCCCUGCAAUUGGCACCACGAAAUGCCAUGAGAUUUCCUUGGAUCUUGUUGCUGGGUACUGACUAUGAAACUCUGGUGUUUCAGUGGCACCAUGAGCCAGCCAGAGGGCUUUUUUGUUUACCUUGGUAGUUUCGCAUCUUACAUGACGAUGACAUUUUGUUCGAGAAAUGAAUCAUGUAUUACUACUACCUAGUGUUUCUGUACUGCAAUGAAAGGAUGCACCUGUCUGCGUGAGAAUAUGUGAUCGUUCACAUAUUGCACGACUCUUGCAAAGAUGACGCUGAUUCAUUACCAGAAGAGUUCCUGGAGGAAAGCGCCAGAUGCAGCCAUAGGCCUUAUUGUUUACUUGGUAGUUUCACAUCUUACAUGGCAAUGACAUUUUGUUCAAGAAAUGAAUCAAGUAGUACCAACUA
Messenger RNA from Lolium rigidum, 2801 nucleotides. Its product is annotated as ATP-dependent zinc metalloprotease FTSH 3, mitochondrial-like. The record is from RefSeq and is a predicted model, not a curated record. Gene Ontology annotation, biological process: mitochondrial protein processing; protein-containing complex assembly. Gene Ontology annotation, cellular component: m-AAA complex; chloroplast thylakoid membrane. NCBI's taxonomy places the organism in Eukaryota, Viridiplantae, Streptophyta, Magnoliopsida, Poales, Poaceae. Gene Ontology annotation, molecular function: ATP-dependent peptidase activity; ATP binding; zinc ion binding. The transcript is spliced from 7 exons. Bases 66 to 2204 code for a protein of 712 amino acids.